AUGGCAUUGCAAGAGGUCACCAACGCGGUGAUUCGUCGCCUCCGGCUUUCCGAGCAGCCAUUGAACAAAAUCUGGACGCAACCAUGUCGUCGCUACGCGUCCWCGGAUGCCAACACCAACAACCAGGAGACGGCCCAGCUGGAAACAUCAUCCUUUGAGACCAUCUCCACCGACGGUGCAAGCUCGCGUGCCGGGCAAUACGAUCCCGCUGCAAAUGCACGCAAACGACAGAGGCAGCUGCCCAAGAGCAGAUACUCGUUCCGCCCUCCAAAGUACUACCGAGGACCUCUCCACCCUCACCAGCCGCCUCCUCCGUCCGAUCCAUCAUCCCGAGAGUUCGUUCCUGGUCCCUUUUCCGCUCCCCGUCUGGAGCAAACCUACGAAUCAACAUUUGCGCCCGAUCUCAUGACCAUGGCAUACGUACACCACCCACCAGGCUAUCGCGCACCAAUCAAGAGUGCGCGUCUACGAGAAUGGGUGGGAGACAACCCCUACUACAAGAAUCGUCCCCUACGCGGUCCGCGUGGUGGAGAGGUGCUCAGGCUGCUUCGUAAACCCAUUACGUUCCGCAAUGUACCCAGAUUGGACAAGAUCACGGUCCACUCGUUUGUCAAGGGCGCGAUCGAAGAUUCUUCCCAUUUACAUGUCGCUGGUAUGGUUCUGCAGGCCAUCACUGGUGUGCGUGCUACUGCGCAUCAGACGAGAAAGAGCGUGGCGGGUUUUGGCGUACGACAGGGUCAGUGGUUGUCUGUGACGUGCGAGCUCCAAGGAGAGACUAUGCACCAUUUCUUGAGUAAAGUGGUGGACGUCGUGCUGCCAAAGAUCAAGGACUGGAGGGGUGUCAAAGGCUCUACCGGUGAUUCGAGUGGAAACUUGGCCUUUGGAUUCAAGGCCGAGGAGACUUCUCUAUUUCCAGAGAUUGAGGUCAACUAUGACAUGCAAGUACCCACCCAAGAUGAUUCCUGGAUUCCACGUCAUGGUACACACCACUGCGACCACGGACCGUGA
This is a messenger RNA of Ramularia collo-cygni, 1008 nucleotides long. Its product is annotated as related to ribosomal protein L5 precursor, mitochondrial. Gene Ontology annotation, cellular component: cytosolic large ribosomal subunit; ribosome. The coding region runs from base 1 to 1008 and encodes 335 amino acids. Gene Ontology annotation, molecular function: structural constituent of ribosome; RNA binding. Gene Ontology annotation, biological process: translation. The record is from RefSeq and is a predicted model, not a curated record. NCBI's taxonomy places the organism in Eukaryota, Fungi, Ascomycota, Dothideomycetes, Mycosphaerellales, Mycosphaerellaceae. The transcript is spliced from 3 exons.